AAUUUGGACAUUAGAAAGUUGACAGUGAAUAUCGUCUGCAUUUAGAGACUGAACAUGACUUCCACCUCAAAUGAUGUUUUGGCACGCAUGAGAGAUACCCUUGAACAUGACUGUCAUGGUGCUUCACAUGUAUUUGUCAUUCUUGGAGCUUCAGGUGACUUAGCUAAAAAGAAGAUUUAUCCAACACUAUGGUGGUUAUAUAGAGAUGGUUUAUUACCCAAGAAGACCUCAUUUAUUGGUUAUGCAAGAAGUAAGUUGACAGUUGAUGAAAUUAAACAAAAAACCAUCAAAUUUAUGAAGGUAGAAAAAGAUGAAGAAAAGAAGUUAGAGGAGUUUUUUAAGUUAAAUAGUUAUGUAUCUGGAGCGUAUGAUAAAACAGAAGCAUUUUCAGCCUUAAAUAAAGCUAUUGAUGCCAAAGGAUCCUGUAAUAGGUUAUUCUAUUUGGCCUUACCACCCUCUGUAUAUGAAUCAGUUACAUUAAAUAUAAAAGCAGUAUGUAUGUCCAAAGAUGAUAAAAAUUGGACAAGAAUUAUUGUUGAAAAACCAUUUGGUCGUGAUUUAGAGAGUUCCAAUACACUAUCAUCUCAUUUAGCAGCCUUAUUCAAAGAAGAAGAGCUAUAUAGAAUAGAUCAUUAUCUUGGCAAAGAAAUGAUCCAAAAUCUCAUGGUACUCAGAUUUGGCAACAGAAUCUUCAGUCCCAUUUGGAAUAGAGAAAGUGUUGCUAGUGUUGUUAUAAGUUUUAAGGAGCCAUUUGGAACUCAAGGUCGAGGAGGAUAUUUUGAUGAAUUUGGAAUCAUCAGGGAUGUUAUGCAGAAUCAUUUACUACAAAUUCUAAGUUUAGUUGCUAUGGAGAAACCACCAUCAACAGGAGCAGAAGAUAUCCGAAAUGAAAAGGUGAAGGUAUUGAAAAGUAUCCCACCUGUAUUAAUGGAGAAUGUAGUAUUAGGACAGUAUAUUGGUAAAAAGGGUGGGGAAGGAGAAGAAGCUAAGGGAUAUUUAGAUGAUCCCACUGUCCCUAAAGGAUCUGUAACACCCACAUUUGCUUCCUGUGCAUUGUUUGUUAAAAAUGAGAGAUGGGAUGGAGUACCUUUUAUACUUCGCUGUGGAAAAGCAUUGAAUGAAAGAAAAGCUGAAGUUAGAGUACAGUUUCGAGAUGUACCUGGUGAUAUAUUUAGGGAAGGUGAAGUAAAAAGAAAUGAACUAGUAAUAAGAGUACAGCCUAAUGAAGCUGUUUAUAUGAAAAUGAUGAUGAAGACACCUGGUAUGAGUAUUGAUUGUGAAGAAUCUGAGUUAGAUUUAACAUAUGAUAAUAGAUAUAAAGGAGUUAAGAUGCCUGAUGCUUAUGAGAGAUUGAUAUUAGAUGUUUUUAUGGGUUCUCAAAUCCAUUUUGUAAGAUCUGAUGAACUACAUGAAGCCUGGAGAAUAUUUACUCCAUUAUUAAAACAAAUUGAUAAAGAGAAGCCCAAACCUAUCGAAUAUGUUUAUGGGAGUCGUGGACCAAAAGAAAAUGACAAGUUAUGUACAGAAUUUAAUUUUAUAUAUACAGGAACAUAUAAAUGGGUAAAACCACAACCUCAUCUUUAA
This is a messenger RNA of Lottia gigantea (owl limpet), 1584 nucleotides long. RefSeq lists its product as hypothetical. Gene Ontology annotation, molecular function: NADP binding; glucose-6-phosphate dehydrogenase activity. The coding region runs from base 55 to 1584 and encodes 509 amino acids. The record is from RefSeq and is a predicted model, not a curated record. NCBI's taxonomy places the organism in Eukaryota, Metazoa, Mollusca, Gastropoda, Lottiidae. Gene Ontology annotation, biological process: pentose-phosphate shunt, oxidative branch; glucose metabolic process. Gene Ontology annotation, cellular component: cytosol. The transcript is spliced from 12 exons.